Diabrotica balteata is the source of this 462-nucleotide messenger RNA. Lineage: Eukaryota; Metazoa; Arthropoda; Insecta; Coleoptera; Chrysomelidae. The record is from the annotation of a GenBank genome assembly.
AUGAAUGAAAACCAAUAUAGACAAAGAACGAAUCAUGAACUACUAAACGAAAUUAAAGAGGAUAUAGUUUGUAAAAUAAAACGGCAAAGGGCAAAAAUGGCUAGGACAUAUAUGGAGAUCAGGACCAUCUACGACAAUAUUCUUAAUAUUGGAAUGGACCACCAGCUGUUUAUAUUGCUUCAAACACUUUUAUAUGUAUUAUGGAUUGAGGCAUCUCCUCUUUUACCACAAAACAAAGACAGCAUUGUCCUGGACUAUUCAAACUACAAUACCUUUCAACCUAAUGGUCAAGGUACUUACUCUUUUGGAUACGAAAUAGAAGAUCCAGAUACACAAAAUAUUCAGUUCAGAGAUGAAGAAAGGAAAGCAGAUGGUACAAUAAUUGGAAGCUAUGGUUGGGUAAAACCUGAUGGAAAUAUUAUCAUGGUUAGGUACAUCGCAGAUCAAAAGGGAUUCAGGUAA